This is a messenger RNA of Penicillium nucicola, 1464 nucleotides long. RefSeq lists its product as uncharacterized. The coding region runs from base 1 to 1464 and encodes 487 amino acids. The transcript has a single exon. The record is from RefSeq and is a predicted model, not a curated record. NCBI's taxonomy places the organism in Eukaryota, Fungi, Ascomycota, Eurotiomycetes, Eurotiales, Aspergillaceae.
AUGCCGCGCCCUGCCCCAAAACGAAGCCGCACGAAAGGCCAGCCAGUCAAAAAGGCGGAAGAACCAACGCGACAGAAUGACUCUGUAUCUCAGUCCCCCGCGCAACCUGAACGCGGCUCAGUCCUGGAUCCACGACAGACAUUGCGCAGCCAAACACCUUUGACCAAGAGUUAUGAACAGGCGAUUGAGUCUUCUCCCACCGGGGACCGAACAGGCACAGGUAGUCGACCUGGAACUGGCAGUCGCCCUCCUACAAGGUCGCGCGGUUAUUCCUCAACGCUAUCCUUCGCUGGGCGCAAAGGCGACACAAGCUCCCGAGUCCCCGGCACACCUGGCUUCGAAAGCUCCGUGCUGAGUAACUUCAGACGACGGCCGCGACAGCAGAGUAUCCUGCAGAUGAUGCAGGCUGAAGAUGGCUCUUCUGAAUUGGACGACGAUGACUUCCUUGGUGGGCUCAGUCCUGACGAUGAAUCUACGCCGCUCAACCUUCCCAGAGGAAAGUCAAUCCUGAUAAACCCCCCCGAAGACUCGCCAACACGAUUCGAAUCUCCACUUUCCUCGCCCGAGGGGUCGCGCAAGCGCAAGCGAACGACCCGAGAGAUACAGGUGCCUCAAUCGCCUAUGCAAUCACCUGUUAAUGUUGUCAAAGAUACACCAACCGCAACACCAAUCCAGCGUGGCGGCUCUUCGGCUCAUGAAGAUGAAGAAGCCGAGACCGAAGAACUUGAGCAAGAUGACGAUGAAGUCGACCGAGUCGAGGAUACGCAACACUCUCAACAAUACCCGGAAAUCUUCAGUCAGACUAUGCUUCCACCCACCAGUAGUCCCAUGCGAAGUCCUACUGGUUCCACUGCAGUAGCCGGUGAUUCUACGCCUACUGCGCCGCAGCCCAUCGCCAGAAAGAAGUCCAAGGCCCCUACCCAUCUAUCAACAGCGAGUCUACAAGACAAACUUCUACCUAGACGCCGUCGACGCAAGAACGAAGCUAGCAACGAAUUUGACGUCCCCAGUGACGAAAGUGAUGGCCAACAUGAUGCAGCAUCUGGCGACGAAGACGAACUGAGCUACCCAUCAAGGCGGCCCUCCAGGCGAAAGACAGACUCCAAAAAGCCCAAGGCACUAUCAAAUGCACAGCACAAAUCAAAACUUAACAAUCCAAAGCAAAAGCUAGCCAAAGUCAAAGCAGCUCCCAAGGCGCCUGCAACAUAUUCACGUUCUGGUGGCAGUGCUGGUGUCGAAAAGGAAAAUGAAGUGCUGGCUCUAUCUUCACCAUCCUCCUCGCCCUUGUCGUCACCGCCUGAGUCCGAUGUGUCUGAUAAUGAAUCUGCUGGAACCGAGCCAACACCUCGUUGCGUGAGUGAUGAGUUGCGCGCGGCAGUCAAGAAAUUUGCUGAAGUGGAUCAAUGGGAGAUGGAGUUUGAAGAUGUGUCUGCCUCUGAGACACUAGGCAGUCCAUCACGAUAG